Messenger RNA from Gasterosteus aculeatus aculeatus (three-spined stickleback), 4653 nucleotides. RefSeq names its product ankyrin repeat domain 13A (gene ankrd13a). Lineage: Eukaryota; Metazoa; Chordata; Actinopteri; Perciformes; Gasterosteidae. Gene Ontology annotation, cellular component: cytoplasm. The record is from RefSeq and is a predicted model, not a curated record. Gene Ontology annotation, molecular function: protein binding.
CUUAAUUAAUUUUGCUCUACAAAUCACUGCAGUAAUUUUAGUUAAAUACCCAGUAAUCAAAUGAGCAUACAUUAAUAGAGCAAACUGCAAAUGGUUGUUUUAUACAACAUUUUAUUAACAUAGUUUAAAUGGUCGUACGUCUAGUACACCGCUGUUACGGUGAAGUCUCACGGUUUCAACUUGUGAAGUCAAUUUUAAUUCAACAUUAUAGGUCAUAGCAAAUGUAUUGAUUUGAUUUAUUGAAUCUUAACAUAUAAAAUUUGUGUUUUGUUUGUGUUUGAAGCCAAAAAAUGCGUUACAAUUUCAUUAUUUGAGAUAUUGACUGUAUUAAAGUGGGACACGGAAUCGCGCUAUAGGUUUGGUCGGAUGUUUGAAACCCCCCACGCGGGCAACGCUGAAUGGUUCAGUCCGACUGGAACUGACGAUUCCGCGUUUUCUAAAGGCGACGGUUUUAUUUACAAGUCAUCUUUCUGUCGUGUAUUAAAUCGCCGUAUACGUAAACGUUAUCACAUAUACAUUAAGUUACAUAAAAAAGGGCGCAGUAUGGAUUCCUAAUUAUAUUGCAUUAAUUCGACAGCGGUUCUAUCUCUAUUUAGGACACCCCUGUCGUUCCUGGGUAACGUUUUCUGUUCCUUGCACUUCCUCGUUCAAAAGUUUUAUUUUGACGAAGGCUUGGUGAAAAGUUGGACCUCAAGGUUUCGAUAUCUCGACGUUGUUAUCGUUAAACAGGACGCGUACGGUUCAUAUGUAUCGUACGUUUUGGCAUAACCAGCGUGUAGCUGCCCCUGUUUCCCCCCAUGGCUGCACUCGUUAGAAGCUGGCUAACGUUGCACUGAGCUGCUCCGUGAGGAAGAAGAUGUCCACAGCUAAUGUUAGCGAAGACAUCCGAGCGAAGUUCCCCCUUCACUCCGCCGUGUGGGAGAAUGACUACCGGAGACUGGAGGAACAAAUAACGUUACCGCAGAAUGAAAUUGAGGCUGUGGACCCCAGAGGUCGGACCCCUCUGCACCUGGCUGUGUCGCUGGGCCACCUGGAGUCGGUCCGAGUGCUUCUGAGACACGGUGCUGAAGUUACUAAAGAGAACUGCAUGAACUGGACAGUGCUGCAGGAGGCCGUCAGCACUGGAGAUCCAGAGAUGGUUCAGUUGGUGCUUCAACGCCGAGACUACCUCAAAGCCUCCACUGCUCUGGGGGGAGUGCCUGAGCUGCUGUCAAAGAUCCGAGAGUCUCCAGACUUCUACAUGGAAAUGAAGUGGGAAUUCACCAGUUGGAUCCCUCUUCUGUCCCGGGUUUGUCCAAGUGAUGUUUGCCGCAUUUGGAAAAGCGGCGCCAGCCUGCGAGUUGAUGCCACUCUUCUUGGCUUUGAAAACAUGACUUGGAUCAGAGGGCGCAGAAGCUACAUCUUCAGAGGAGAGGAUUCGUGUGCAGAGUUAAUAGAGGUGAACCAUGACGAUGAAGUAGUGGAAACGGAACGCUACAACAUAUCUCAAGAAAUCGAGCAUGUCACGUUAGAGUCGAUGCAGCCAGCGGAGCAGGAAGUGGCCAAACGGUUGACCACUUCUAUUGUCAACACCUACUUGGACACCAAGGACAUUGAUUUUGAAAGGAACAAGUCUGGGAUUUGGGGCUGGAGAGCUGACAAAACUGAGAUGGUCAAUGGAUUUGAAGCAAAGGUUUUCAGUGUGAACAAUGUAAAUGUGGUAAUCAGGACGAGGACAGAGCAUCUUACGGACGAGGAGAAAGCCAGGAUAAAAAGUGAAAGGAACGUCUUGGAGUCUCUGCUCGGGACUGUGGAGCAGCACAUAAGUGCACAAGGGGACCUGACUCUCGAGUAUGCAACCGCCACCAAUCCCACCGCCAUCACUCCGGAGGAAUACUUUGAUCCAGACUUUGAACUGGGGAACAGAGACAUCGGUCGACCCAUUGAGCUGAGCAUUCGAACACAGAAGUUCAAAGGUACGUUGUGGAUGAGCGAGGAUCAUCCUCUGUCUCUGGUGGAGCAAGUAACUCCCAUCAUCGACCUCAUGGCUCGGACCAGUUCCCAUUUUGCACGUCUACGGGACUUUGUAACCCUCAAAUUUCCUCCUGGAUUUCCUGUUAAACUAGAGAUUCCCCUGUUCCAUGUGCUGAAUGCCAGAAUUACAUUUGGUAGUGUCAAUAAAUGUAGUACUGAGGAGGAGGCAAACACAACACCAGCAGCCACACCAACAUCCCCGGGAGAAGAGGAAGAAGCUGCAGCGCUGCCUCUGUUUCAGGUUUGUCCUUCCGUGUUUGAGGUGCCCGCCGGUUAUCAUCGCAGAGGAGGCAGCCGACAUGCACCCGAGUCCAACAACGAGGAGCAGCUUCUGCAGUACGCCAUCCAUCAGAGCCUCCUGGAGUCCCACACCGGCCCGGGCCAGGAGGGGACUUCCGACGAUGCUGAUGGGGAAUUCACUGAUGUGAUGCCCAGUAGCCAGAGUGACCGGAGUAUCCCAGAGGGGGUGCUAGUGGAAUAUGAAGACACCCCCAGCCCCGUCAGCUCCCACUCUGCCUCAAGCCCCGACUCAGAGCUACGCCUGGCCAUGGAGCUCUCGGCCCGCGCUCAACAGGAAGAGGACAGGCUGAGGAAGCAGGAGGAGGAAGAGCUGGAGAGGAUCUUGCAGCUAUCACUUACCGAGAAGUAAAAUUAACAAGAGGGAAUAAUAAUAAUGCAGCUUUUCCAGAUCCAGAAGAAACAUCCACACCUCAAUUUUUCUUCCUAACCACUGUCGUCAUCUAUGCAACUGCGGGUUUCUUUCUGUAGCAGGUCAUUCUUGUCAGACUCUCGCUAUCCAAUAUUUCCAAAGGGUAUUUUUGGUAAGAGUAGACUCCUUUAUACGUUUAUAUAUCAGCAUAGUGUGUCGCCAUCCUCAACCUCAAAUUUGUGAACUGUUUUAGAUCAUUUCAGGUCCUUUCUACUUUUGAUUAUUUUCCUACUCAAAUCGGAAUCACAGCAGCAUCCCGUGUGUGUUAAUCACAGUGUUGUCCAGCGUGGGGCCAAAUCAGUGUAAAUAGGGUUCUAAAUUACAACUGGAGUUGACUUAAUGUUCUGACACUCAAAUGUGUUUCUUUACGUCCAGAGAACUUUUUUUUUUUCAUGCUACCUGUUGCAUCAGCCCCUGGUGUUUUAGAUGGCAAGAGUAAAGCAGCCGUGCAGGAUAAAUGGCCGAUAGUAGUGUGGCCGUAAAGAGACGGAUGUGUGAGUGUGUUCACCGUGAGGUCUUUCUACUGCGUCACUUUUUUGAGAACCGUGUGCUCAUUGAACAACAGAAAUCUCAGGGUUCCAAUUUUACGCAUUUUACUUUGGAGUAAGUUUGUAAAUGUAGCAGAAAUGUUUCUCUGGCGUGAAAUGGCAUCCCUCGUGCAUGUAUUAGUAUGAAUUCUGAAAGCUGAACUCUGCUGAGUUCAUUGACUCAAAGGUGCAUACGGUAAUGCAUGUUCUUGUACGUGGUGAAUGUACGCUCUACAGAAGGGUAAACGGAGGCGUGCUGCUGUGAGGGAAACUUUAUUAUAACGGUAUAUCUUUGUUGCAUCAAGGGUGGGGGUUUUGCUUUCCCGGCCUGAUUUUCAUUGAAUAUUUUCUCCGAUUUCAUUGUGAAACAACAUAAUUGCAGAGGACAGUUUGUCUUUUGUUUGUAGCUGUCAUGCAUUUUAAAAGCGAUCACACAGCCAAUGCUCAGAGAUUACUCCCAUUUUUACAGGCAAUCUAUUAUCUUUUUGUAGCCACAAACAACUCUUGACCUCCGAGCAGAAGAAAAGACCGCACAGGUCGGGCACGUCCGCCGUAUUUAGGAUUCGUUUCUUCAGCAUGUGCCAAGGGAUAGCUUUGAUCUGAAGACGCUCGGUGGCAGCAGGAGUAGAUGACGAUUUUAUGUAGUGCCACUAAACCUUUUGAACAAAUUUUCCUCUUUUAAAAUUUUGUAACUUCAAAAACAGGUGAAUAUGUUUCAGUGGCACCAUGCUGAGUGACAUGCACUAACCACUAUAGAUGCUUUCACUGACAACCAACCACUCACCAAACGCUGUGUGCAGCUGCGUCUGACAGCUGAACAACUAAUUAUCAAAAUGAGUUUUGCGAAAUCGAUGAACCGUCAACUUUAAAAAGAACGCUAGCUUUGGUUAAUUUAAGGCAGGUCUUUGUUAUAGCAACGUUCCAGCUGAAUCUUUUUUUUCUAUGUUUAAAUUUUACGAAAAUGUUCUAAAAUAAAAGCACUUUAUUUCCAUGACAACUAUAGUAGACUCUGUUUAUUUUCUUUGUUUACAAAGAAACGCUGGAAACAAAGACAAACAUUCGCUUUUCUAUCAUGAAUAGUUAGGUGUUGGUCAUCAUAAUUUUGACUAAAUAUGUUCCUACCAAUGAAACAAUUGAGUUUUGCGUGUGAUUGAGAGUCAGCUUUAAUUUCAUGAUUUGUAAAUUAAUAUCUGGAUAUUUGUUUUAUAUCUGUUUUUGUUUUCAUUCACCUAACCACUUUGUAGAUUUCAGGGAAGUGUAGAAAUAAACAAUAAAAGUGGAUUAAUGUAUUCAAGCAAGGAGCACUCCCAUGAUUACUGUAAAUUUAAUAACGUUUGCAAAACUCCAGGCUUUUAAAUAAUAAUACUUUGCAGUACAGCACCAAAUAAAUACUAUAUAAAAUGA